This is a messenger RNA of Pocillopora verrucosa, 2048 nucleotides long. Lineage: Eukaryota; Metazoa; Cnidaria; Anthozoa; Scleractinia; Pocilloporidae. The record is from RefSeq and is a predicted model, not a curated record.
AUGGAGCUACAAGUUCCAAACUGUAAGACUGUUCACCUUUUUAACUGUGACAAUACUUUCAAACUGGACUCAAUAGAAGCACUCUUGACUACAGUGAAAGACAAAGUUGAAUUCGAAAUAUCGAUCAAGAAGCAUUGUUUCAAACUUUCAGAGAUGUCCUCUGUAAGUGAUAGCAUAGUUCCCACUCUAAAUAUGGAUUUUGCCGUAUUUGUCGUUCAUGCCAAUGAAUCUCGACUCUCUAUCAACGAAGACAACGCUGGCAUUGGUUACGCGAAGAUCUACAAAGCUUUACUGAGAGCGACCGGCGAAAAAGUUUUAAUAAUUAUAGGCGGUGACGACAACUAUGUGGGGAGAGAAGAGGAAAACGAAGCUGUCAUGUCACGUUGGGCUCGGAGGAAAGUUUCGUCACAAUUCGAGGAGGAAUAUCUUGACGGACGAAAAAGUUUCAUUUUUUCUUGGCACAAAAACCACCGAGAGAUUCACGAGAAAGCUCUUCUACACUUUUUUGAACCAAGUAAGAUGGGUGAAAAGUUUGAUUAUCAUGAGCCAGAAAUGAGUCUAUCAGCCGACACUUCUAACGCAACAGCUGAGGAAAAUAUCCAAGGGCUGAAUCCUCAACCAGAGAUCACACAAUCGACGCCGUCCAACGUUCCAGAGAAUAUUUCAGUGUAUCCAACGGAUGAGGUCGAGUAUGUAAAUGAAUUUGAAGCAUCUUACAAAAAGAACAAGGAGGAAGUAAUAGUUGUUGUGGGUCCUCGUGAUAAGAUUCCGUCAGGGUUGUCCCUGAAUUAUCCAGAAGGUUCAGUGCUUCUAGAUACUCGGCUUCGCCAUGGGGAAGUCUCAGACGACACGAGAGAUGUGGUGCAUAGAGAGGACGGAUGGCAAGUACCGGAAGGCUACAGGGACCAUCUAAGAAGUAUGCACGCGGCAGAAACCAACCUUAGAGUAAAGUUUGUAGUUCGCCAAAACCAACUAACCACAAUUAUAAUCCGAAACUGGUUUGGACCGCUUUUGGGGGGAUGUUGCACAAUACUCUGAGCCUUAACAAAGGCUAAAUUUUUCAACAAAUUUUCGUUAGCAACCCAGAAGUAAUCUAUAUACAUAUAUUCUUUUUUCGGGCAGAAGGUUGACCACUCGUCAAAAAAUAGAUAAUCUUUAACUGCGUUUUUGAUGCAUGGCAAAGUUUACUUUAGUACUGAGUUUCAAAGCUUGUGGAAAUUGAAAUCAUUUUAAUGACAUUAUUGAUAUAAUACUAUCAUUAAUUUCGAGUAAGGCCGUGAGAAAAGCUUGCAACGGUUGGAAAAAGGUGAUUUGGCUUCCGUGAUGCCUUGCAUCAAUGGCUGUACCAAAAAUGUCCUCAAAAACCUAUGUUUUGAUGUUCAAUUUACUACACCAAAAAAGUCACUCUUUCCUAGAGAUCUAGCGACUGCCCACCACUUUUAUUUAAUUCACAUUGUAAGUUAAUUAAUAGCUUUUAAUGCGAAUGGUUCUGACAAUCAUUGAAUGUCAUCCCACGACCAUUCUUUGAAAUCUAUUGUGUCAUAUUUGAUUUUCAAAGUGUUUUAAACUCUCUUUAAAAGACGAUUAAACAUAUUAAUGGGUUUUAUAGAUUCACAUAGUCAUUUUAAGAUCUCGAACGUAAUCUGUUUCAACUCACCCGAAUGUUCUAGCUCACGGAGGUUGCAAUGCUCUGUAAUUAUGACUAGCAAACAGGGAACUUUGCAUAAUUCACUUCAUUUCAUUUACAGCAAACAUAUCUAAAAUAAUAAUCACACCUUUUUCGAUGGUUUAACCCGGACAUUGCGCAAAUUGACUGGUACUUUUUCCGAGAAAUGUACGUAAGGUCGAGGAAAAUACGAGCGAAGAGAAAAAUGUUCGCUCGUUUCAUAAGGUAACCCAUCGAAUUGGGAAGUUAUCAUUUCGCUUUUGUUUAGUUUUCUAGUAUUUUGGCUUCUAAGUUCGUAUUAUCAAGCUUAAAGAACCUAAGAUAGUAAGAAUUUGAAUCAUAAGGUGCGGCAAUUUAUUGAUCCGCUUUGCUUUUGCUUUCC